This is a messenger RNA of Loa loa (African eye worm), 2660 nucleotides long. Its product is annotated as apoptosis-linked 2-interacting protein X 1. Gene Ontology annotation, cellular component: endosome. The coding region runs from base 45 to 2660 and encodes 871 amino acids. NCBI's taxonomy places the organism in Eukaryota, Metazoa, Nematoda, Chromadorea, Rhabditida, Onchocercidae. The record is from RefSeq and is a predicted model, not a curated record. Gene Ontology annotation, molecular function: protein binding. Gene Ontology annotation, biological process: mitotic cytokinesis. The transcript has 19 exons.
GUUCCAGGAGACUAACGAAUUCCAAAAACUUCCAAGCAUAAAAGAUGUCAUCUUUCCUGGCGGUGCCGUUGAAACAUACGAACGAGGUGGACUUGGUGAAACCAUUAAUGAGUUAUGUCGAGAAUAUUUAUCAAUCAUCGAGUGAACUAAGCUCGGAAAUUAGAGAAGCGAUGCAAGAACUGAAUAAGAUGCGAAACAAAGCCUGCAAUCAACCCUUGGAUAAACAUCAGAGUGCUCUGGAUGUCCUGACGAGAUAUUACGAUCAGCUGGUGGCUAUCGAAAACAAAAUACCAAUCACUGCUACUCAAAAUCCUAUCAACUUUAAAUGGAAGGAUGCCUUCGAUAAAGGCUCAUUGUUUUUCGGCCGAGCUUCACUGACUUUAAGUGAUGGUGCAUUCGAAAGAGCCGCUGUUUUAUUCAAUUGUGGCGCUUUGAUGUCGGCGAUUGCAGCUUCUCAACCAAUGCGUACUGACGAGGAACUGAAAACAGCAGCGAAAUUUUUUCAACAAUCGGCUGGUAUCUUUGCACAUCUGAAGGAUACGAUCCUAGGGAUUGUACAACAAGAACCAACUCCGGACCUUAUGCCUGAUACAUUGUCAGUGCUUUCGGCAAUUAUGCUAGCUCAAGCACAGGAAGCCAUCUACAUCAAAGCUGAAAAAGAUAAAAUGAAGCCACUUGCACUGAUAAAAUUAGCUGCACAAUGCGCGGAGAAUUAUCAUGAAGCUCAGAAGCAACUGCAAAAAGAUGUCGUGAGAGGUUUAUUUGACAAGGAAUGGACAAAUACUUUAAAAGGCAAAGCUUUUGGACUUUCAGCGCUCGCUCAAUAUCAUAAAGCAGUGGACAAUGCAGAUUCGAAGAAUAUAGGUGAACAGUUAAGUCGAUUAACUGAAUCACAGUCUCUUAUGCAGCAGGCAGUCAGUUGUAUGCCUCAUGGAACAUUUGAUGUGCAAUAUGCAGCUAUUCAGAAAGCAUAUGCAUCAGCUAAAAAGGAUAAUGACUUCAUUUAUCACGAGAGGGUCGCAGAUUUUCGAAGUUUGCCACACUUACCUAAGGCUGCGGUUGCUAAAAUCACACCUGUUACUUUUCCAAUGACACCACGAUUUAAAGACAUGUUUUCAAAUCUUGUACCGGUUCAAGUACAUCAAGCUACAGCAUCUUUUGAUGCUCGAAAGUCGGAAGUUAUCAAUGUAGAAACUGGGCGUCUCCGUGAACAUACUCAAAUAAUGAAUGGGAUAUUGGCAUCUCUAAAUUUGCCCGCCGCCUUGGAUGACGUGACAAAUCACGAAAUAUUGCCAGAAUCCAUUCGACAAAAAUCUUCCAAAGUUAAGUCCUUGGGUGGGAUUGAUGCCCUUACAAGUCUCAUUGCUGAUUUGCCAAAUAUUCACAAAAGAAACAAGGAAAUCUUGGAUGAAACUUUGCGGCUAUUAAAUGAAGAAAAGGGAAAUGACGAUCGUUUGCGAUCGCAGUUUAAAGAUAAAUGGACACGUAUGGCUUCUGAUCACCUUACGGCUCCACUUCACCAGGAAUGUGGUAAAUAUCGCGGCAUUCUUCAUGCAGCUUCCAAUGCGGAUGAAACGGUUAAGCAAAAAUUGGAAGAGAAUAGAGAAGGAAUCAAGAAUAUGUAUUGGCACUAUGAUCUGGUGAUAACAUAUAUUACCCGAAAUAUACAGUAUGAUUUUACAGCAGCAAUACCAUGUCUUGAUUCUGCAAGUGCUAACAAGAAUUCAGAAGCUGUGGUAAAACUCAGAAGUUUAAUGGAUGUUGUACAAGAAAUUAAGAUUGGACGGGAGAAAUUAGAAAAGGAAUUCACAAAUGUUCGCUGUGAUAUGAGUCCUAUCUUUCUGAAAGCACUAACCGACAACCAAAUCAUCAAUGAAGAAGAAAUUUCUACUGCCAAAAUUGCUGAAAUAUAUGGCCCGUUAAAGACUAAAGUAAAUGAAAGUAUUAAGAAGCAAGAGGAUUGUUUGGCACUAGUGGAGGUAUGGAAUAAGAAAUUUGGUUCGGAAAAAGCAUCUAGUCAAGGUGCUGUUGAGCGUGAACGAAUUUUGAAGAUAUUGGCCAAUGGGCAUGAUAAAUUCUUAGAGAUUAAGUCGAAUUUAGAUGAAGGAACAAAGUUUUAUAAUGAUUUAACACCUCUACUAUUACGAUUACAACAAAAAGUAUCUGAUUUUUGUUUCGCUCGGCAGACCGAAAAAGAAGAUUUAAUGAAACAAUUACAACAAAACAUUGUUUCCGGUUCUUCAUGUGGCAGUGCACCUCCUCGACCGCCACCACCAAAAACUUCAUCAAAUGCGUCCGUGUCGAACAAUCCAUUCGAUGCAGAAGCACCAAUUCCACCUCCACGCAAUAUUAAUAACUUUCAGGCAACACAGGCAUCACCGAUACCACCUCAAAAUCCGAACUAUCAGCCUCAGCUUUGCAAUUCUCAGCAACAACAGCCGUUUGCAUCUUAUGCUCAAGCACCAUAUGGAUAUCCAGUUCAGCAGACACCUUAUCUGCCGCAGCCCCAAUUUAAUCAAAAUUACACAACACCAUAUCCAGUUGCAUAUCCAGGGACAUACCCUGGAGCCUUCAAUCCUCCUCUGCAUGCAUAUAGUCAUUUUCCUUCGUCGACAAUGUCGCCACAGUGGGGUAAUGUGCCGUCAUCAACGCCACAGUAG